This is a messenger RNA of Pipistrellus nathusii (Nathusius's pipistrelle), 2241 nucleotides long. NCBI's taxonomy places the organism in Eukaryota, Metazoa, Chordata, Mammalia, Chiroptera, Vespertilionidae. The record is from the annotation of a GenBank genome assembly.
AUGGUGUGGACUAGGGUCACUUGCAUUCUCUCUUUCAUCUUGUUUUUUGUUCACAUAGCAGCUGUAUCGAUUAAGCAUCAUUCUAAAGAAAAUGUACAUGAUGCAGAGUUUAGUGAACAGAAGGAUAUUUCAGAAAUCAACUUAGCUGCAGGGUUGGACCUCUUUCAAGGGGACAUCCUCCUAAAGAACUCCAGAAAUGGUCUGAGAGACCCCAGCACCAGGUGGAAGUUCCCCAUUCCUUACAUCUUGGCGGACAAUCUGGAGCUGAAUGCUAAAGGAGCCAUUCUCUAUGCCUUUGAAAUGUUCCGCCUCAGGUCCUGCGUGGACUUCAAGCCCUAUGAAGGGGAGAGCUCAUAUAUCAUAUUUCAGCAGUUUGAUGGGUGCUGGUCUGAGGUUGGUGAUCAACACAUAGGACAGAACCUUUCUAUUGGGCGGGGGUGUGACUAUAAGGCCAUUAUCCAACACGAGAUCCUCCAUGCUUUGGGAUUUUACCAUGAGCAGUCAAGGACUGACCGGGAUGAUUAUGUGAAAAUCUGGUGGGAUGAAAUUAUUCCAGAUUACAAGCACAACUUUAACACCUAUGAUGACAGCUUCAUCACAGACCUCAACACACCCUAUGAUUAUGAGUCUCUGAUGCACUAUGCACCUUUCUCAUUCAACAAGAAUGAAAGUGUUCCUACCAUCACAGCCAAGAUCCCUGAGUUUAACUCCAUCAUUGGGCAGCGCCUGGAUUUCAGUGCCAUCGAUUUGGAGAGGCUCAACCGAAUGUACAAUUGCACCACAACUCACACUCUUUUGGACCACUGCGCUUUUGAAAAAGCAAACAUCUGUGGGAUGAUUCAGGGUACCAAAGAUGAUGCCGACUGGGACCAUGAGGACAGCACUCGGCCUGGACAAGUGGAUCACACCUUGGUAGGACAAUGCACAGGCGCUGGCUACUUCAUGUUCUUCAACACCAGCUCAGGGUUGGCAGAAGAGACAGCCUUGCUGGAGUCUCGGAUUCUUUACCCAAAGAGGAAGCAGCAGUGCCUGCAGUUUUUCUAUAAGAUGACUGGAAGCCCUUCAGACAGACUCACCAUCUGGGUCAGGAGAGAUGAUGGCACAGGCAAUGUUCGCAAGCUGGUCAAGAUGGAGACCUUUCAAGGUAACCAAACUUGGAAAAUAGCCCAUGUGACACUCAGAGAGGAGAAGAAAUUUCGCUACCUUUUCCAGGGCAUAAAAGGUGACCCCCAGAACUCGAAUGGGGGAAUUUACCUGGAUGACAUCACCCUAACAGAAACUCCAUGCCCCACAGGAGUUUGGACAGUACAUAACUUUUCCCAAGUCCUUCAGAACACGGUUAAAGGGAGCAAGAUCCAGAGCCCUCGAUUCUACAAUUCAGAGGGAUAUUGUUUUGGGCUGACCUUAUACCCUCAUGGUAGAAUGAACUCCAUGAGCUCUGACUACUUAGCACUUGCUUUCCACCUGUGCAGUGGGGAGAAUGAUGCUAUCCUGGAGUGGCCGGUGGAAAACAGACAGGUGAUCAUGACAAUCCUGGACCAGAAUCCUGAUGCCAGGAAUAGAAUGUCCUCAAGCAUGGUGUUCACGACAUCUAAGUCCCAUACAUCUUCAGCAAUAAACGACUCAGUCAUCUGGGACAGACCAACCAUCGUGGGAACUUAUGAUGAGAACUGUAAAUGUUACAGAAGCAUUGACUGGAACCGGGGCACAAUCUCCCACAGCAUGCUAAAGAGGAGGAGUUACCUUAAAAAUGACGACCUUAUCAUGUUUGUGGAUUUUGAAGACAUCACCUACCUCAACAAGACUGAAGUCUCACCUAGAAAUACAAGGCUGUCCCCCCAAGGCCUUGUUCUCCAAGGCCAGGAGCAGCAGGCCUCAAAAGAAGACUCAGCGCAUGCCUCCUUAGAGAAGAUCUUCCCUGGCAGCCAUGGCAACGGGCAGCCCAGGCGAAAGAAGCGGUCAGCGGAGAGCACGGGCCCCUUGGAGGACCACAACUGGCCACCGUACUUCAGAGAUCCAUGUGACCCGAACCCUUGCCAAAAUGAGGGCAUCUGUGUGAACGUGAAGGGCAUGGCGAGCUGCAGGUGUGUCUCCGAUCAUGCCUUCUUCUACACGGGAGAGCGCUGUCAGGCCAUGCAGGUGCACGGCAGCAUCCUGGGCCUGAUCAUCGGAGGCACCGCCGGUAUGAUCUUCUUGACCUUCACCAUCUUCUUCAUGUUUCCCAAAAAGUCGAGGCAGUGA